Carassius auratus (goldfish) is the source of this 3148-nucleotide messenger RNA. RefSeq names its product frizzled-8-like. Gene Ontology annotation, molecular function: Wnt receptor activity; Wnt-protein binding. Lineage: Eukaryota; Metazoa; Chordata; Actinopteri; Cypriniformes; Cyprinidae. The transcript has a single exon. Gene Ontology annotation, cellular component: plasma membrane. Gene Ontology annotation, biological process: canonical Wnt signaling pathway; non-canonical Wnt signaling pathway. The record is from RefSeq and is a predicted model, not a curated record. The coding region runs from base 727 to 2454 and encodes 575 amino acids.
GUUAGAAAACUUUUUUUGUUGACAAAGUCAAUUAAACGUUUCUAAAAUAUUUUAAAGUGUAGGGUUGGUAUCCAAACAGAUUUUGAGGGCACUCUAUAAAUGUCAAGUAAAACCUUGCAGGAAUUUGGGCAUUAUUGUACUGGCACGAAAAGUGCAUUUUAUCGUUUUAGUAUGCCAGUUUUGUCUCUUUGGUACAGCUCUUGCCUUUUAGUCUACUUCUUAAUCUAAUGAUGUAGACUAAAUGCGAGUUCAACUAUGCAAUAAUUACAUUUUGCGGGGGAUAUAUUAGGAACAACCCAAACAUGCCAUGAGACUUGUUUACAGCCACAAAUUCAGUGUUUGGACAUAGGGUGGGAUGUAAACAGAGGUGAAAUAAUAUAAGACAUACAAACCGUUAGUAGUUCAAACAUUUACUCAAAACUCUCCGGGGAUGCUUAAUUAAAUUAUCGAGAGGUCCCGCCUCUGGAGUUCUAUGAUUGGGCGCUGAGAGAAGGAGGCGUGUCACGGCUAUCCUUUAUAUAUGGACACACGCUCCACUAUUUGACAGCCAAAACAAACUAGACGCUAUAGUGAAUUACACUUGCAUUCAGAUUAUUCUACUGCAAAUUUGAAUACAUUUGAUCAGUUUAAUUAAGUGUUAUAAUUAAGUAACCAGACAACAUUGCUCACAUGCAAGCGCAUCCUUUGUUUAGAAGACCGGGAGCUGGUGCGUGCAACUGACCGAGGAUGGACUCGCCUACGCAGGGGUCCCACUGGCCUCCACUCGCGCUCUGUUUCCUGCUAUUGUGGAGCUCCGUGUGCGCUCGUGAGCCGGUCUGUCAGGAGAUCUCUGUGCCAUUGUGUAGAGGGAUCGGUUACAACUACACCUAUAUGCCCAACCAAUUCAACCACGACACCCAGGAUGAAGCUGGGCUCGAGGUGCACCAGUUCUGGCCCCUCGUGGAGAUCCAGUGUUCCCCGGACCUGCGCUUCUUUCUUUGCAGUCUCUACACGCCCAUAUGCCUCGAGGACUAUAAGAAGCCUUUGCCGCCGUGCAGGAGCGUGUGCGAACGGGCAAAAGCGGGAUGCGCGCCUCUGAUGAGGCAAUACGGUUUCCCGUGGCCGGACCGAAUGAGAUGCGAUCUUCUCCCUGUGCAGGGAGAUCCAAGCACUCUGUGUAUGGACUACAACAGGACUGAUGCUACAGCCUCACCAGCAGCUCCAAAACCAACCAGCCGACCGGGGAAACCAUACAACCGGAAAAAUAAAAGCAGUCUUGGAUCUACUUCAUGUGAACCGGAGUGUCACUGUCGUGCGCCUUUGGUGACCGUGAGCAGUGACCGUCAUCCGUUGUAUAACCGGGUAAAGACAGGGCAGAUCCCCAAUUGCGCAAUGCCAUGCCACAACCCGUAUCUUUCUCCGGAGGAAAGGACAUUUGCCACAUUCUGGAUCGGAGUUUGGUCGGUUUUGUGUUUCUUGUCCACCUUUUUCACAGUUGCCACUUUCCUAAUUGACAUCGAGAGGUUUAAAUACCCCGAGCGUCCGAUCAUUUUCCUGUCCGCCUGCUAUAUGUUCGUGUCCGUGGGGUACAUAAUCAGACUCAUCGCGGGCCACGAAAGAGUCGCGUGCAAUCGGGAUAACGAGAUGGACUAUAUCCAUUAUGAAACCACGGGUCCCGCGCUUUGCACGCUUGUAUUUGUUCUCAUCUAUUUUUUCGGGAUGGCGAGCGCUAUCUGGUGGGUGAUCCUGACGUUUACGUGGUUCCUCGCGGCAGGGAUGAAGUGGGGAAAUGAAGCGAUCGCACGAUACUCGCAGUAUUUUCACCUGGCCGCGUGGCUCAUCCCGAGCGUCAAAUCUAUCACCGCGCUCGCGCUGAGCUCGGUGGACGGGGACUCGGUUGCGGGAAUCUGCUACGUAGGCAACCAAAACUUGGAAAACCUGCGGGGAUUCGUGGUCGCACCACUGGUGAUUUAUCUUUUUAUCGGAACAGUAUUUUUAUUCGCGGGCUUCGUGUCUUUGUUUCGGAUACGGAGCGUUAUUAAACAAGGAGGAACGAAAACGGACAAACUCGAGAGGUUGAUGAUUCGGAUCGGGGUAUUUACGGUCCUGCAUACGUUCGUUGCAAUGGUGAUUGUGGCUUGUUACGUUUACGAACAGCACAAUCGCGAAGCGUGGGAAAUCGCGCAUGCGUGUAACUGCCCGUCGGAUAAAAAAGCUCAGAAACCGGAUUACGCCGUGUUCAUGCUCAAGUAUUUCAUGUGCCUUUCGGUGGGGAUCACGUCGGGUGCGUGGACGUGGUCCGGUAAAACUUUGGACUCGUGGCGAGCCUUUUGCACGCGCCGCUGCUGCACCUGGGGCAGUAAAGGCACGAGCGGUUCGGUGUACAGUGACGCAAGCACGAGACUGACGUGGAGGUCCGGUACAGCAAGUUCGGUUUUGUGCGCUCCAAAACAAAUGCCACUGUCCCGAGUGUGAUAAAAGCGGAACUUCAUAAAAGACUUUGCAAACGGAUCAACUGCUGCUUUCCUGAAAUGAAAGAUGCCUUUUACCAGUAUUUGGUGAAUCAUAGCUCAUGCCUGUGUAUGAGGUUAUGAAUGUGCCUUAAAGUGCCAUACGGGUUUUUAUAUUUUCUUAUGUAUUUAUAUUUAAAAUGUUAUUGUUAAAACAACGACAUAGAAUGUUUAAAAUGUAUACAAGAUUGUGUGUAUUUAUCAUUUACUCUGACGGAAAACUAUUUUGACAAUAAAACACUAUGUGAGAUAUAACGUUUAUUAAUGUUUAUUUAAGCUCUAUUGCUCUCAAACAUUCAUACCUGUGUGAAAGUGCAUGAAUGUCUGUCGAUUGCAACUAGAAGGACAAUAUUUGGCCUUGCUCAAAAAGAGAUUAAAAUGAUUCAUUUUUCUCAGUACAGGUAUGGGGCCUAUAUACAAAUAAAAUAUUAACUAAAAAAAUAAUAAUCACACUUGUAAGAUGGAGAAUUAAAGGUGCUUCAAUACAACAUGCAAAGUUUGUGAUAUAAUUUGUCUGUUGGAUUAUAAAUGGAAAAUUUAGUUUUAAUAAAAAAAAUAUAGCCUAAUCCUAAAAUCAUUAUGCACAGAGGCAGGUUUGAAAUAUAAUACAGACUUGAUAUGGCACAAUAAUUGUAAAAUUAUGUAAUUAUGUAAAAAAA